UGCUUGCAGUUCAGACACAGUUACUGAUAAGUUCGUGCUCAAUACAACACAUAAGUUUAUCUUCCUUCGUGUGUUGUUGCUGAACAUUACAUGUUUUUGUUAAGAUCUCUAAGAAGUAAUAGAUCAGAGAGAACAUGGAGAAAUUGUUGAUCUCUUUGCUUCUCACUAUUUCGUCACAUUUAGUGAAAUGCCAGACCAUUAACGAUUGCCCGCAGAAUCUUGCAAGGGACUCUUCUCUCAAAGUGUUCGGAAACGCUUGCUACCAAUUUGUUUUGACUCAAACAAGGACGCACUCCGAGGCCAGGCAAAACUGUCAAAGUCAUGGCGGGACACUGGCGCUGGUCAAGACGCCGGAGAUCCAGAACUUCCUGUACAAUGCGCUAGUGCACGACUACAAGGACGUCACCGACAAAGUUUGGAUUGGCCUGAACGACAUUGACAAGGAGAAUGAAUUCAAAUGGGAGGAUGGAACGCCGCUGAGCUAUAGCAAUUGGGGUCACGUGUCCAGUUCCGAUGCCGACGACUGCGUCCUGAUGGACCUCCGUAAUUCCGGCAAGUGGUCCGAAUUUCUAUGUGACCAGUCCUACGUCCUGAUAUUUUUCCCCCAUUACGAGAGGCACCCUUACAUUUGCCAGUACAAUCUGCAGCCCCACACUGACACCUCAACGGCCACCAUCACCUCCACGAUAGUCUCUGGCAUCUCGGACACCACCGUGCUGAUCAUGUCCAACUCCUGUCCGGCAUUCUCCUGCGACUUGGACUGCGGGAUGGAUGGAUUCCAUAAAAAUGAGACCACUGGAUGCUCUGAGUGUAAAUGUGCUGUUUGAUGUGAUGUUUGUUCAUUUUAAUAAACGAACCCAAUACACUGA
This is a messenger RNA of Biomphalaria glabrata, 869 nucleotides long. Its product is annotated as lymphocyte antigen 75-like. The transcript has 2 exons. NCBI's taxonomy places the organism in Eukaryota, Metazoa, Mollusca, Gastropoda, Planorbidae. The record is from RefSeq and is a predicted model, not a curated record. Bases 135 to 827 code for a protein of 230 amino acids.